Geosmithia morbida is the source of this 1215-nucleotide messenger RNA. RefSeq lists its product as uncharacterized. The record is from RefSeq and is a predicted model, not a curated record. The coding region runs from base 1 to 1215 and encodes 404 amino acids. Gene Ontology annotation, cellular component: nucleus. Gene Ontology annotation, biological process: positive regulation of transcription by RNA polymerase II. The transcript has a single exon. Lineage: Eukaryota; Fungi; Ascomycota; Sordariomycetes; Hypocreales; Bionectriaceae. Gene Ontology annotation, molecular function: DNA-binding transcription factor activity; transcription cis-regulatory region binding.
AUGAGUGCCGCAUGGCUUACAGAUACCCAGUCCGACGAUAUACGUCAAAUAGCCGUUUCGGUUCCCCAACUGGCCACACGAGCGAUAAUCUCUGACCUGAACUUGUUCUUCAACGACUCCAGCAAGAUUACUACGAUUCCUGCGGCUCUGUUGAUGUCGCUUUUCUGCAUGAGCUCUUCCUUGAACUGGAUCGAUCAUCGCCAAUUAGGCUUGCAAUAUCUCGUCCAAGCACGUGCUGUCAUCUCUGUUCUGGAUAUGCGGUCCUGGGCUCUAUCUGAUGAUGACCGUGGCUUACUGGCUUUCUUCAAACAUUGCCUAACGUACGAGGAAGCGGUGAGAAGCGUCGUCACGAGUAACCAUGAAGCAGUCCACACAGACGCCAUCAAACCAUCGUCCGACAUACUCCCCUUGACAGACCUAACCCUCCACCCGUGGACUGGGGUGCCACCGAAGAUCAUAUCUCUUUUGGGAAAGGCGAUGAAGGUCUGUAGAGAGUCCCGAGAACUCUGGCGAAAUAAUACCAUUGCGACACUCGAGGUCAUGCGCCAAGCUACGGUACACAUAUGCAGAGGGCAGGACCUGGAAGAAAUGCUUUUGUCUGUUGAGGUGCCCAGUGUAUCGAAAGAAAAAGAUGAUUCAGACUUCAACAUCGAGUGUCAUUUAUAUUAUGCGACGGAAUCUUUCAGGCUUUGCUCCCUACUUCAGCUAUACCUAACAUUCCCGGACCUUGUGUCUCGACGCCUGCCUCAAUAUGUCUCCGCUGAUGGGCUUGUGCCCAAGGCCCGAUGGCUGACACCGCUUGCUCUACACAUUACCGGGCUCCUUCUGAAGAUACCACACGAUUCUAGCAUGCGCUGCCUUCAACCGCUUUUGUGUCUAUGUAUCGGAACAGGUCUCAGGUGCGAUAUAGGUGAGGACCCUGAAUCCAAUAACCGUUUUGAACCCAUAUAUCCUGCCUCCCAUAUGGACGCCAUUGGAGUUGCGGAGGAAAAUGGCGUUUCGAGUGCACCCCUCCCAUUAGAUGUUCGCCUCGCCCGCAAAUUUAUCGUGAGCAGGCUAGAGAAACUUGAACGUGGCCUACCAGCAAAACCUAUUGUGAUUCUGCAAAAGCUUCUGCGCGCAGUAUGGUCGUCUUACGACCAUGAAACGUCUGGGGGAGCUCCUCAUUGGAUAGAUAUUAUGACCAGUCUGAAUUAUGAGAGCGUUUUCGGAUAA